This is a messenger RNA of Amaranthus tricolor (Joseph's coat), 1562 nucleotides long. RefSeq names its product rhodanese-like domain-containing protein 8, chloroplastic. The transcript has 8 exons. Lineage: Eukaryota; Viridiplantae; Streptophyta; Magnoliopsida; Caryophyllales; Amaranthaceae. The coding region runs from base 58 to 1398 and encodes 446 amino acids. The record is from RefSeq and is a predicted model, not a curated record.
ACUCGCCUAAAUUUUAGUUGGAGACUUGAAGCGGAUGAGUCACUGUGCUUCCUGCUGAUGGUUAUGGCUGUGGCUGUGGCUAUGGCUAUGGCAAUGGCAUCCCUCAACAUUACUCUCCCACCUUCCAUAUCCAUCUCUUCUUCUCUCUCCUUUCCCUCUCGUUUCCAUGGCCGACAAUUUUCUUAUCAUUCCACGCCCUCCAGUUCGCCUUCCAUCUCACUUCAAAGCAAAACAAAUUUCAUUAAAUCCAAAACCUCCGAUUUUAGUAGCAAUUGUUCUUUGAUUUUCACUACAUCUAGGGAUUCCAGUUUAAUUUCCGUAGAUGAUAACGGCGAAUUCAUAGUUGUUAAUUUCUAUCACUUUGUUUUCAUCAAUGACCCUGAAUUUGAAGUUUCUCGGCAUUUAUCGUUUUUGGAGGAGCUUGAUAUACAUGGGCGGAUAUACAUCAAUGAACAAGGUAUUAAUGCACAGUUUAGUGGACCUUCGGGAGAUGCUUUGACGUAUGUAAAAUGGCUUAGAGAUGACCAAAGAUUUAGAGACAUCCUGGUUCAAAUUUCUCCUUCAAGUCAACAUGCAUUUCCAAGAUUGAAGCUGCGUUAUAGGCCUACUUUGGUGCAGUUCGAUUUAGGUUCUCAAGAUCUUCCGCUUCUUGAUCCUUCAAUGCGUGCGGUGCCUCUAUCGCCAGCUGAAUGGAAGGCAAGGUUAAAAUCGUUAAAUGCAAAUCAUGAGAAAGAUAAUGGAGAUCUAAAGAGUUGCAUUUUGUUGGAUGUGAGAAAUGGUUAUGAGUGGGAUAUUGGUCACUUCCAGGGGGCCCAACGUCCAGAAGUUGACUGCUUUAGAAUUACUUCAUUUGGGUUAUCCGACCUACAGGUGACCGAUUCAGAUCCUUUGGUGAAUGUCGAUAAAGAAAAUAUUGAUGUUUUGAUGUAUUGUACUGGAGGAAUACGCUGUGACGUAUAUUCUACCAUUCUCAGACAAAGAGGUUUCAAGAAUCUCUACACUUUGAAGGGUGGUGUUUCAAAUUAUCUCCAGAAGGAAGGUCCGGAAAAAUGGGUUGGUAAUUUAUUUGUAUUUGACUCUCGUCUCUCGCUCCCACCAUCUACUUUCAAGCCUGGAGCUACAACCACAAGUGGAACUCAGGAAGCUCCGGCUAAUAGCAAGUUUGCAAGUUGUUACAUAUGUGGUUCACGAGUUCAUGAAUUACGACAUCGGAAUUGUGCGAAUCUUGACUGCAACCUCCUUUUCCUUUGCUGCGCAAAUUGUGUGUCAGAACUGAGAGGGUGUUGCUGUCCAAACUGUACAACUGCUCCACGGCUAAGACCUGUUCUGUCAGGAAGUGAAAGGUACAAAAAAUGGCACCUGUAUCGAGAUAGUAAGGUUAGAUCGGAGACAUCUUAGUUUAGUUCAGCAGCACAAACGUGCCUUGUUUACUUCUAAAUCGUUUCGUCUAGUCGUUUAUUUGGAGGUCUAGCAGAUUGUACCCUGAAGCCAUACUUCAGAAAAAUUGUAUAUAAAUUCGUCGAUUUUGACAUCCUAUUUAACUCAUUUUUGUGUGCACAAAA